AUGUCGAGCUCGACGCUCCAGCGAUUGGCCUUUCCGUCGUUGUCGGUCGUCGCCAUGAGUGCCACGGCUGUCACCGUGUACAACACGUGCCUCAUCGAUGUCAUCAACGCCAGUGCUGCCGGGCCUGUUGCCGCCUGGGGCGAGCUAGCUCUCCCGGCUCUUCCCUUUACCCUCUCCUCGCUGGUCCUUGGCCUCCUGGCCACCUUUCGCACAAACGCCGCCCACGACCGCUUCAAUCAAGCUCGCGGCGCUUGGGGCGAGGUCAUCAACGCCUCGCGCGACUUGCUCCGCCAGGCCGCCGUGUGGAUGCCGAAGGAUCACGCUGUCGAGCGGCUCCGGCUUGCUCGCCUGGUCAAGGCCUUUCCCGUUGCCCUUAACUUUCAUCUCACCACCGACGGCGGCCACUACCUGAUCAAGGCGCAGGACGCCGACGCAUCGCCGGCCAUCCGCGCUGAGCUCGCCGCCGAGUUGCUCGAUCGGGUCUGGCCGGCCGGCCCCGACGCCGAGGAGGACUUUGCCCGCACGCUGGACGUCCAUGCUGCCGGCGGCAAUGUCCCGCUCAUGCUCCUGGGUGAGAUGGCGGCGACGGUGGCGGCGGGUGCCGCUGAUGGCCGCGCCGUCGACGCGGUCGAGAUGGACAAGGCGCUGCAGCGGCUCAACACGUCGCUUGGCCGGUGCGAGCGCAUCCUCAAGACUCCAAUCCCGACCUCUUACACCCGGCACACCUCGCGCUUCCUCACUACUUGGCUCAACGCUCUCCCGCUUGCCCUCUGGCCGGUCCUUGGCGCCCACGGUACCAUCCCAGCCUCGCUCGCCAUCGCUUACGCCCUCCUCGGCAUCGAGGACAUUGGCGUCCAGAUCGAGGAGCCGUUCAACAUGCUCCCACUCCGCGCCUACUCGCACACCGUCCAGGCCUCUACAUAA
Molecule: messenger RNA, 924 nt
Organism: Thecamonas trahens ATCC 50062
Lineage: Eukaryota; Apusomonadida; Apusomonadidae
Product: UPF0187 protein
Exons: 2
Coding region: 1-924 (307 amino acids)
Molecular function (GO): chloride channel activity
Source: RefSeq, a predicted model, not a curated record